Macrosiphum euphorbiae (potato aphid) is the source of this 834-nucleotide messenger RNA. The record is from the annotation of a GenBank genome assembly. Lineage: Eukaryota; Metazoa; Arthropoda; Insecta; Hemiptera; Aphididae.
AUGGUCCGCCUUAUGAUGCACCCGGAACCGUCCAACUACUCGUACGUGUUCGACUUCGAGGAGAACUUCCACUACGAAUGGACGCGACAGUGGAUGACCGAGAACUGGACCAACGGGUUCUAUUACUGCACCAUCUACGCCAUGCUGGUGUUCGGGCUCCGGCGUAUGAUGCGCGACCGGGCCGGUUUCCGGCUCAAGGGACUGCUGGUGCUGUGGAACGUUAUGCUGGCCACGUUCAGCCUGGUCGGCUUCGCCCGAACGGCGCCCGAGCUGUUCCGGGUUCUCAACAAAUAUGGACUGCACCACUCGGUGUGCGUCACCAGCUAUCUCAUAGAUGACAAGGUGUCCGGGUUCUGGUCGUUCGUGUUCGUCCUGUCCAAGCUGCCCGAACUGUGCGAUACCAUAUUCGUGGUGUUGCGCAAGAAACCGCUCAUCUUCCUCCACUGGUACCAUCACAUGACCGUGCUGAUGUACUCGUGGUUUUCGUACUCGGAGUUCACGUCGUCCGCCCGGUGGUUCGUUGUCAUGAACUACUCGGUGCACUCGAUGAUGUACUCGUACUACGCGGCCAGCGCCUUGGGUUACCGGGUGCCCAAGCAAGUGUCCAUGUUCAUCACGGCCAGUCAGCUGACGCAGAUGCUGGUCGGCUGUUUCAUCAACUACGCCACAUACAGUUACAUAAGGGCCGGUGGCCAGGAAUCUUGCCGGGUGUCCCAGAUCAAUGUCACGAUGUCAUCCCUUAUGUACUUUAGUUACCUGUUGCUGUUCGCCCAGUUUUUUUACAACGCGUACUUCAACAAAUCCAAAAAAUCGUCCAAAACCAAACAACAGUGA